Messenger RNA from Photinus pyralis (common eastern firefly), 1173 nucleotides. RefSeq lists its product as uncharacterized. Lineage: Eukaryota; Metazoa; Arthropoda; Insecta; Coleoptera; Lampyridae. Bases 214 to 1155 code for a protein of 313 amino acids. The transcript is spliced from 4 exons. The record is from RefSeq and is a predicted model, not a curated record.
UAUUAAUAAUCAAAUUUAGUUGCUACUUUCAUACUACUACAAUCCUACUAAAAAAUUGCAUUAAUAAAGGUGUUUAAUGUCAACUAGCGUUAGUAGUUACUUAUUUUAUUAGUAGUGUGGUAUGGUAUGUUUUGUACGCUACUAAAGCACACAUAACCUAAAACUGCAGUGUAUAGUAACCGCGUUUUAUAUGUAUAUAGACUGUAAAGCUGUAUGUUCAUUAUUAUGGACAACAUUCCCUCUGUAAGCAAUACAAAGCGACCACGAUCCACCAAUUGGGACGAGACGGAGAAAGAAGUGUUUUUGGAAUGCUUGCGACCAGAACUAAACAUUAUUGAAAAUAAAAAAAAACUAACUGUUUUAAAUAAGGACAAGAACUCUGCAUGGCAGAGAAUACAGAGAAAAAUGAAAGUUGAAGGGUACAAUCGAGAUGUACAUCGCAUGAAAGAGCAGUGGCUGCGAGUAAAACAGCAAGCGAAACGCAAUGUGGGACAAUAUAAAAGACAAGCAAAGCUAACUGGAGGAGGUCCUCCGCCUCCGGAGCCGACAGAUUUUGAUUGGAAAAUCAAAGACAUGAUUCCGCAUGACUUUGUUGAAGACAGCUCGUGCUUUGAUUCUGACACUACCCCUGUGUUACCUGCUAAUGCAGAGAACACGCAGAUUUCAUGUUCAACUAGUGAGCUUGAAAAGCACGUACCUUUAACUAGUCAGCAGGAGAAGUACCAGCCUUCAUCUAGCCAGGGUGAGAAAUUUCAGCCGUCAUCUUGUAUGUCAAAGAACCCCCCCUACUCUAAACGUUACGAUCACAACUACGUGACUGAGAGUUUCUCGGAUGAUAAAGUAUUGCAACUUGAUGAAUAUGAAGAGAUAAUAGAGGAGACAGGCACCUGUGACAUGGAUGAUGAAGAGGAUAACAAUGUAACUGGUGAACAAACUCCAAAGGCAGCCCCCCUGAAAAAGAGAGGGCAGGUAAAAAUGAAGGCAAUGACUCAAUAUGAGAGACAACUUCUUAAGUUGAAUGAAAAAAGAAUUGCCCAAAUGAUGAGACAUGCAGAAGAAUUACACGCACUCAAAAAGCAGAACGAAAAUAAACUGUUUCAAGAACAAUUGAAACGUUUAGGCGGAUCGAUACCUGAUACAGAGGGGAGUUUCUGAUCAUAAAAUAAGUUUAGU